Molecule: messenger RNA, 1289 nt
Organism: Capra hircus (goat)
Lineage: Eukaryota; Metazoa; Chordata; Mammalia; Artiodactyla; Bovidae
Product: complement factor H
Exons: 7
Coding region: 1-1164 (387 amino acids)
Source: RefSeq, a predicted model, not a curated record
AUGUUUUUGCUAAUCAGUGUUGUUCUCACCUUGUGGCUUUCCUGUGCUCAUGGGCAAGUGAAACCUUGUGAUUUUCCAGUAAUAAAACAUGGAAGGUUAUAUUAUGCAUUUAAAGGAUACUUUCCAGCAAGUGUUGGUCAACAGUUUUCCUAUCACUGUAAUCGGUAUUUUGUGACUCCUUCACAAAGUCCCUGGGAUUACAUGACUUGCACCCUGAAAGGAUGGUCCCCAGAAGUGCCCUGCCUCAGACAAUGUACUUUCAAUUAUUUGGAAAAUGGAUAUUACACAAAUUCCCAAGAAAAGUAUUUACAAGGUAAAACUGUAAGAGUCCGCUGCCAUGAUGGCUAUAGUCUUCACAAUAAUCAGAACACAAUGACUUGCACAGAGAAGGGCUGGUACCCUCCUCCAAUAUGCGUCCGCGUUGGUCUUCCCUGUGGACUUCCACCUUCAAUUCAGAAUGGUGCUGUACGUCACAAGAAAGACAGUUAUCAAUAUGGAGAAAAAGCCACAUACACCUGUAAUGAAGGAUUUAGGAUUUAUGGAUUUGCAUCUAUAAGAUGUUUAGGAGGAAAAUGGUCCCGUACACCAACAUGCAUAAAUGUUUCCUGUGUGAAUCCACCCAGAGUGAAAAAUGCAGUUAUACAAAGUGAGAGGCCUAGGUAUCAAAAUGGUGAGAGAGUACGUUAUGAAUGCAUUGGAACUUACGACAUUUUGGGGGACGUAGAUGUGACAUGUUUAAAUGGAACUUGGACAAAACCACCUCAGUGCAAAGACUCUCAAGGAAAAUGUGGGCCUUCUCCAACAAUAGACAACGGAGGCAUUACCUCACUCCUCACACCUGUAUAUGCUCUGCGGUCAAUUGUGGGGUAUCAGUGCCAGGCCUACUACGAGCUUCAGGGAAACAGAAACAAUGUGGGUGAGAAUGGAGAGUGGGCUGAGCCACCAAAGUGCUUGGAGACCUGUGAAAUUUCAGAAGAAAUGAUGAAAAAACAUAACAUACAGUUAAAAUGGACAACUUCAGAAAAACUUUACUCUAAAACACAGGAUCAUAUUGAAUUUAUAUGUAAACGUGGAUAUCAUCCAGUGACACCAUAUCGUACAUUUCGAACAGCUUGUCAGGAAGGAAAAGUGGUGUAUCCUCGCUGUGGGCAAAACACUGGUUAGAUGCAGUUGUAUGUGCGUGCAUUGAGAAUUUUCCAUUAUUAAUCCAAUUCUGUUUAUUUUAUCAAGUAUUGUUUAACUCAUUUUGAUUCACAAAUCAAAUGUUCUGGGGGCGAUGAAAUUAUACU